UGCCACUCGGCUCUGUGUCUUUCGGCCAGAGAAUAGAAAAGUUGGGGCAAAGUCUGAGUCAGCUCCGGCGGCUACCAGACACUCACAGCGACUCCCUCCACAGUGACAGGUUCCUUCUCUUCCUCUCUCCUUUUUUACAGCUCUCUCACUCUUUCACUCUCUCUCUCUCUUUCACACACACAUACGCACAGGCACACACACACACACACACACACACACACACACACACACACACACACAACCCUCCCGUCACUCCUGGCAGAGGGAAGACAGGACCACAGGAGAACUGUUACACACCUUUACGCCCAGCUACUCACCCAGCCAUCGCCAGACGCUUUGCCCAGGAUGUGGACGCUUCUCUUGGGGGUCACCUUUGGAUUACUGGCCUCUGCCAGUUCGCAGCAACUUCAAGUGAAUUCUCGCAGCUGCAGCUAUGCCGGGGUGUUUCUGGUCGAGGGAGCAAGCCGCCACUCCCUGAACUUUGACAUGGCUGAGAAGGUGUGCAAGCAGCUGAAGAGCACAUUGGCGAGCCCAGAACAGGUCCAGGCAGCCUACAACGAAAGCAUGGAAACAUGCAGGAACGGCUGGACCAACAACGUGAGCAUUGCCAUCCUCAGACACACGCACCAUGAAAACUGUGCCAAGAACAUGACUGGGUUCAUCGUUAAUUUACGUGUAAAUGCAGAGGAUCCCUUCGAUGCCUACUGUUAUGAUGACGAAGCCGGGACUGAGAAGAACUGUGACCACGCCUUCACCUUGAAUUACCAUUUAUCUUCAGAUGAACCAGAUGAGCCCUCAGCACAGCAUCAGGCCCCAACCCCAGCAGAAGGCCAGGAAGAGGCAACUGCAAAAACACCCCCUGAGGGUGACAGUGAGGGUGGUAACCCCAUGGUAGCCACCGGGGAAGAGGUGGAGGUGAUCAUGACCCCGUCAGCCACUGCAAUCCCCACAGAACUGACUCCAGAAGAGCCAGAGGCCGCCACGGAGGGUCCCGCUGUGGACGAAAAACACUUUGGAAGGAGUGACAACAGCACCGUGGAAUUCACUCCUGGGGAGUUUGACCAGCCCACUGGUUCUGGGAUGCUGCCACCCCUCUCCGAGGAGGACGGAGCCUCUCCGAUGGCCCCUGUCGGAGAACCAGAGGCAGCACAACCCACCACUGAAAAUGAGCAACAGAACGAGACAAUAGAGCCCGAGGGAGAUUAUGGCAGAACAGAGCCUUCACAACCACAACAACCUAAUGGCAAAGGACGAGUCCUGGGUCCCGCUGUGCCUGGGUCUGAUCAGCAGGAGGACAGCGGUUCAUCGAACUGGCUGGUAAUCAUUGGAGUGAUUGUGGCAGUUGCUGCUAUUCUCCUGGUGUGCGCAGCUGUUGCCAAAAGAAACACCUGGUGCGGCAAACAACAGACCCUGAUGAUCACACCCAAAGAUGGCGGCGAGGGGAACGGGGCGGCAUCAGCAUCCAGCUCCCACGCCCAGGAGAGAGAGCAGGAAAUGGUGACCCUCAUGAACAAGGAGAAGAUCCAGGAGAACGGCAACACGGAGGAGUUCACCGUCAUCACGCUAGAGGAGUCGCCAGACAAAGAGCAGCUGGCAUGAGAGAGGAGUGUAGAGGCAGACAGGAAGGAGUAGACAUUGCCUGUGGACUGGAGUUUGGUUUUUCCAUUUUCAAGAAAACUGGGGAUGUCACUACCUUAAUUUAUGCAGCUUUGGUUCCCUUUUUCUUGGUCUCUGUAUAUAAAGUAUAUGUUUUUUGGAAAUGCCUUAGCAAUAGCUGCCAGUGCUUUUUGUUGUUUGGUAGAAAGGGGCUUUGUAUCCCUUUUAAAUAAAGGAAUGUGUCAUUUUUCGAGGGUUAUUUAAUUAGAAACAGUACCUCUGAGGUAAACAAUUGUGAAUGGAUUUUGCAAUAGUCAAAGUGGAGUGGAUAUUGUAUGAAUCAAGUUGAUGAUUAGCAUCCAAAACUGCGCAAUUGAUGCACCACUGAAGUCAGUUGAUAUGGUCUACAAUUAUGUAGAGUUGUGAAUAUGAUGAUAUGAAGUCCCUGAUGUUAUCCUGAGGAUAAGUAGAGUGAUAAAGAUGAUGCAUACAUACUAUAUACACAGUGUGUACAUUGAUUAAAAACAAAAAAACAAGCAAUUGGAUAUGGUAGAUUAACCAUUUUUUAAACACAAGAUUUCAACUCAGUCGAGGCAAGUGAGUGACAGCGGCCUAGCUUUAGAUGCUAAACUACACGGCACAUAUGAUAAUGGGGGGCCCGUGUGCUGUAAACGCACAGCGAGGUGACGGUUUCUUCAUAUGAAAGAGGCCGUGACAACGCUGUGUGCUCACGAGGGGGAGGGAUGGGAUGAAUGAGGCUUGUGUGCUCGCCCAGGCCUCCAUGUGCCGGUCACUCUGUACAUUCACACGUGUAAACGAAAUGCUGCGGUUUUUCUACUGACCCUCUCAUUGGUGAAAUAUAUCAUACCUUGUGUCAUAUCAAUAUUAUUCCCUGUGUGACAGCUAAUCUCUCCUGGUCUUCAGUGAAACGCUGGAUUGUACACAGCGAUUGCAAACUGAUUUUUGUUCCUGACUUCUUCUACUUUGUUUUUUUCCUGCUUUUGCUCUUAUAUGAUUCAUUUUGAGAAGAAGUAGCAAAUGUACUAGCGUAGGCAGGUUUUAUCACAAAUUAACAAAAUACAUCGCUGAAAAAGAUUUGUAAAGUCAUGAAUGAAAUAAAUGUGUAUAGAAAGAGA
This is a messenger RNA of Chelmon rostratus (copperband butterflyfish), 2732 nucleotides long. It is a transcript of the gene cd44b, whose product is annotated as CD44 molecule (Indian blood group) b. The coding region runs from base 346 to 1599 and encodes 417 amino acids. Gene Ontology annotation, biological process: cell adhesion; positive regulation of ERK1 and ERK2 cascade; inflammatory response. The record is from RefSeq and is a predicted model, not a curated record. Gene Ontology annotation, molecular function: hyaluronic acid binding; cytokine receptor activity. NCBI's taxonomy places the organism in Eukaryota, Metazoa, Chordata, Actinopteri, Chaetodontiformes, Chaetodontidae. The transcript has 9 exons. Gene Ontology annotation, cellular component: basolateral plasma membrane; macrophage migration inhibitory factor receptor complex; plasma membrane.